Messenger RNA from Lotus japonicus, 885 nucleotides. RefSeq names its product protein FAR1-RELATED SEQUENCE 9-like. Gene Ontology annotation, molecular function: zinc ion binding. Bases 1 to 885 code for a protein of 294 amino acids. The record is from RefSeq and is a predicted model, not a curated record. NCBI's taxonomy places the organism in Eukaryota, Viridiplantae, Streptophyta, Magnoliopsida, Fabales, Fabaceae. Gene Ontology annotation, biological process: regulation of DNA-templated transcription. The transcript has a single exon.
AUGUGGGCUACGAGUUUAAUGCGGGGAAAGUUCUUUGCUGGUUUCCGAACUACCUCACGCUGCGAAGGUAUGCAUUCACAAAUUUGUAGGAUUGUGCGUUCCCGAAAUAGCUUACUUGAGUUUGUGCAGUACUUUGAGCGCUAUGUGAAUUACAUGAGUUGGAGAGAAGUUGAUGCAGACUAUAAGUCAGUAGUUGGAGAUGCUGCUUUGCAGACAAAUGUGCAAGCCUUGGAACGAUGUGCUGCAAAUGUUUACACUAGGACUGUUUUCCUCAAAUUCUGUCCCUGGCUAAAUAGUGGUAGCGUAAUGAAGGUUGGCAUGAUAAAGGAGACUUCAUCAUGUGUGAUAUACUCCAUGUAUAAGUAUUGUAAACCGGGUAAGCUGUGGCAUGUGGCUCAUGACGAAAAAUUGUCUACGUUUAGAUGUUCUUGUCAGCGGAUGGAGAUGUUUGGUCUUCCUUGUGAUCAUAUAAUUGGUCUGCUGGUGCAUCUUGACAUUGACGUCAUACCAGAUUGUCUAUUAUUGCCAAGAUGGGGUAAGGCAGCGAAGGAAUGUAUGAAAGGCAACAAUGAAUCGACCUUCAAAUUCUGGGAGUCCACAGUUUUGGCUAGAUUGGGUUCCUUGGUAAUGAAAAGCAGAGAAAUGUUUAACCUGGGCUGUGAAUCUUUGGAGGACUAUCUGGAUACCGUGGAUGUCAUGGUGAAGCAUAUAGCCAAACUGAAGGCUAAAAAGGAUGCUGCCAACACAACAUGCGGUGAUAACGGUGACACCCCAAAGGAGGGGGAUGGGUUUGUAUUCUGCCACAACAUUUACAUCACACAAAAUCCAUCCAUUGCAUAUAGUUUAAUUGACUUUAUUUAUUGCAGGUUGGAAUAUGGUGGCUGA